Molecule: messenger RNA, 2364 nt
Organism: Clarias gariepinus (North African catfish)
Lineage: Eukaryota; Metazoa; Chordata; Actinopteri; Siluriformes; Clariidae
Gene: itk
Product: IL2 inducible T cell kinase
Exons: 17
Coding region: 77-1927 (616 amino acids)
Biological process (GO): B cell receptor signaling pathway; adaptive immune response; NK T cell differentiation
Molecular function (GO): ATP binding; non-membrane spanning protein tyrosine kinase activity; protein binding
Source: RefSeq, a predicted model, not a curated record
GUUACUAAACAGACUUUACAGUUUACAGCAGUAUGCCUGAAGCUCAGCUGUGUUCCUCCGAAAAUUUCACUUUAACAUGUACCCACGGGUUAUUUUAAAAGGAAUCUUGUACAAGAAAUCUCAGCAAAAACGAAGGACAUCCCCUUGCAAUUAUAAGGAAAGAUAUUUUGUACUAAACACUGAGGAUCUGACUUACUCUGAACGUCGCCCUGGGAAAAAGCCAGUCCUCAAGGGCUGCAUUGAACUUUCCCGGAUAAAGUGUGUAGAAACUGUACGCAGUGACCUUCCCAUUCCCUGUGAAUACAAAUAUCCUUUCCAGGUUGUCUACGAUAGCUACCACCUUUAUGUGUUUGCACCAGACAAUGACUGCAGGCUUAAAUGGGUCAGAGCUCUUAAAGAGGAGACAAAAUGCAACAACCUAGAAAAGAACUACCACCCUGAUUUCUGGGGAGAGGGAAAAUGGAGGUGUUGUAACAGGACGGAUAAAUUGGCAACCGGGUGCAGUGACUAUUACCCCAGUGGAUGCGCAUCCAAAAAACCUUUGCCUCCAACACCAAAUGCAGAGCGGCGAUUCUCUAGCCAAGAAUUGCGAAUUGUUGUGGCUAUGAAGAACUUUAUUCCUCAAGAGUUUACAGACAUCGCACUGCACAAAGAUGAGGAGUACACUGUAAUAGACUGUUCUGAACCCAACUGGUGGACUGUCAGGGAUAAACAUGGACAUGUUGGAACUGUGCCUUGCAUUUAUGUUAAAGAAAAACUUUCCAACAACAUUGAACACUUUGAAUGGUACAACAAAAAUGUAACCCGGACUGAAGCUGAAGAAUUAUUAACAGCUGUGGAUAAGGAGGGUGCUUUCAUGGUGCGUGACUCCCGGCACGCAGGAGUUUACACAGUGUCUGUAUUUACCAAAGCCCCCGGAUCAAACGGAGAAAAAUAUCCAAGGGUCAAGCAUUACAAGAUCAGAGAGACAGAAGAUGAAGAGCCCAAGUAUUACUUGGCUGAAAAAUAUUUAUUCAGCUCCAUUCCAGAACUCAUUACUUAUCAUCAACACAAUGCAGCAGGUUUAAUAACACGACUGAGACACUGUGUCUCCCAAGGCCAAGGGAAGUCUCCCAGAAUAGAGGAGCUUGAAUCAGAGGAGUGGGAAAUAGACAUGGAGGACCUGACUCUUGGGGAGGAGCUCGGCAGUGGCCAGUUCGGUCUGGUGUUGCAGGGCUUGUAUCGUGGUGAAAAGGUGGCUGUAAAGACCAUCCGUGAAGGGGCUAUGUCAGAAGAGGAGUUCAAAGAGGAGGCAAGGGUUAUGAUGAAAGUAUCCCACCCGAAGCUAGUGAGGUUGUAUGGCGUAUGCACCCAGCAGUCCCCCAUGUACCUGGUGUUUGAGUUUCUGAAGAAUGGCUGCCUGGCAGAAUACCUGCGCUCCCGGAAAGGUUCUGUUUCCCAAGAGACUUUCCUGGGCAUGUGUUUAGAUGUGAGCGAAGCAAUGGCUUACCUGGAGAGCUCGAACUUCAUUCACAGAGACCUGGCUGCAAGAAACUGCCUAGUGUCCGAAGACCUCGUGGUGAAAGUCUCAGAUUUUGGGAUGACCAGGUUUGUAUUGGAUGACCAAUAUACCAGCUACACCAGCAAAUUCCCAGUAAAGUGGUCAUCUCCAGAAGUGAUUAGAUACAACAAGUUCAGCAGCAAGUCCGAUGUCUGGUCAUUUGGUGUGCUGAUGUGGGAGGUGUACAGUGAAGGCCGACUGCCCUAUGAGUGCCGAACUAAUGGAGAAGUGGUGGAGUCCUUAAACGCAGGACUAAGGUUACUUAAACCCAGACUCUGUCCAGAACCUGUUUACCAGCUGAUGCAGUGGUGUUGGAAGGAGAAACCUGAAGACCGGCCCUCCUUCGUCCUGCUCUUUCAUGAACUGGCAUCUCUUGCAGAUAUUUGAUUUAAGACUAUUGCUAUUACGUAUGAAAAGAUAAUGUACAGUCCAUUUUUAUUUAUUUGUAAAUUUUAUUUAUUUGUUUCAGUUAAUAUCCAUAGUCUUUUCUCUACUACCUAUAUGUAAUGAAGUCCGGCAUGGUUUCAUGUCCUUUAAGUACAGUAAAAUUUCCUGAUCUCUUUUUCUCCUGUAGGGGGCAGCAUUAAGAUGACUUUUAUUUUCCAGACCAAUAUUGUUGAAACCUUUGGUUUUCAGAAAUAUUCAUUAACUGCAUUUUUAUAUCUGUCUGUGUGUAUCUAUAGUAAACACCUAAUAUUUUUAGCAAUAUAUUUUGCAAGUUAACAUCAAAUUGUGUUUAUCACUAUCAAUAUGUGUGUAAUGUCUGUUUGUUGACAUCAUUUUACACAUUAUGGAAUGCAUUUUCAAUAAAAGAAAAUAACUCA